AUUACCGUUCUGUUCAAACCAGCGCGCUCAUUCUCAUCAUCAUCAAUCUUUCUCUCUCUCUCUCGCUCUCUCUCGCUCGCUCGAUCGAGCGUAGUUCUGCACUGCGGGAGCUCAACAAUGGAGGAAGUGGACGAGACCGAAGCCGCACCUCAGGUUUAUAUGGCAUGCAUUCUCCAGGGUAAUCACAUUGGAGUUUCUUACUAUGAUUCCAACAUUCGCCAACUUCAUGUGCUGGAGUUAUGGGAAGAUGGAAGUCCGGAUUUUCCCCUAAUUGAUCUUGUUAAAUAUCAAGCAACGCCUCUCUUCAUUUAUACCAGUACUAAAAGCGAAGAGUCUUUUAUAUCUGCUUUACAAAGAAGUGAUGGGACAGCUGAGGCUCCUACAGUGAAGCUCGUGAAAAGUUCAGUAUUCAGCUAUGAGCAAGCAUGGCACAGAUUGAUGUACCUUCGAGUUACAGGAAUGGAUGAUUGUUUAAGCAUUAAGGAGAGAAUCUCUUAUUUAAGUUCCAUGAUGGACAUGGGAAGUGAUCUUGAAGUUCGUGCAAGCGGAGGACUUCUUGCGAUUUUGGAGAAUGAAAGAAUUGUGGAUACCCUUGAGCAAAAGGAAUGUGGGAAUUCAUCGAUCACCAUCGACUCUGUCAUUCAGAUUUCACUAAGCAAUUUUCUCAAACUAGAUGCAGCUGCCCAUGAAGCAUUGCAGAUAUUUCAAAUAGACAAACAUCCAAGCCACAUGGGCAUUGGUAGAGCAAAGGAAGGGUUCUCGGUUUUUGGCAUGAUGAACAAGUGUGUGACGCCAAUGGGUAGACGGCUCUUGAGAAGUUGGUUCCUGAGGCCUAUACUUGACCUUGAGCAUUUGAACAAUCGUCUGAAUGCUAUUUCAUUUUUCCUUUUCUCUGAGGAACUGAUGGAUUCUUUGCGUGGAACUCUGAAGUCAGUAAAGGACAUUCCACACAUUCUCAAGAAAUUCAACUCCCCAAGCUCCAUAUGUACCAGCACUGAUUGGUCAGCUUUCCUGAAGAGUGUUUCUUCUCUCUUGCAUUUGAAUAAGAUACUUGAGGUAGGUAUAUCUGAGGGCCUACGUGAGCAAGUGAAGUACUUGAACACAGACAUUCUUGAAAAGGCUAGUUCAUGCAUCAUGACGGAGCUGGCUUAUGUUUAUGAAUUGGUAAUUGGCGUUAUUGAUAUCAGCAGAGUUAAGGAGAAAGGUUAUGAGACAAUGGUGAAGGAGAGUUUCUGUGAUGAGUUGGACGAGCUGAGGCAAAUUUACGAGGAACUGCCUGAAUUUUUGGAGGAGGUGGCAUCUCUGGAGCUUGCACAUAUUCCUGAUGUGUUUAAGGACAAACAUGUUCCAUGUAUUGUCUAUAUUCAGCAAGUAGGAUACUUGAUGUGCAUUUUUGAAGAGAAACUCGAUGAAAUGACAUUAGAAAGGCUUGAAGAUUUUGAAUAUGUUGUGAGUUCAUUCUCCAUUAGAUGCUUCUCUGAUACAGAUGCAGAGAUGACGAGGUUCUUCUAUCGAACUGCAAAGACAAGAGAAUUGGAUGACCUUCUUGGGGAUCUUCAUCAUAAAAUCUUAGACAUGGAGAGGGCAAUCAUCAGAGACUUGAUUAUACACAUACUGACAUUCUCAGCACAUCUGCUUAAAGCUGUCAAUUUUGCUGCUGAACUAGAUUGCUUCUUGUCGUUGGCACUGGUGGCUCGUCAGAACAAUUAUGUGAGGCCUACACUCACAGAAGAAACUUUGCUUGACAUACAAAAUGGAAGACAUGUUUUGCAGGAAAUGACAGUCGACACUUUUAUUCCGAAUGAUACAAAAUUUUUUAAUGAUGGGCGCAUUAAUAUCAUCACUGGUCCUAACUAUUCAGGGAAAAGCAUCUAUGUCAAACAGGUUGCUCUUAUUGUUUUUCUUUCUCACAUUGGAAGUUUUGUGCCUGCUGAAUCAGCAACUGUGGGUUUGACAGAUAGAAUAUUUUGCGCUAUGGGAAGCAAGCUUAUGACUGCGGAACAAUCGACAUUCAUGAUUGAUCUCCAUCAAGUAGGAAUGAUGCUGAGGCAUGCAACUUCAAAAUCAUUAUGUCUGUUAGAUGAAUUUGGAAAAGGCACUCUAAAUGAAGAUGGAGUUGGUUUGCUUGGUGGAGCAAUCAAUCACUUUGUCAUGUGGGACGAACCACCAAAAGUUCUGGUCUGCACUCACUUGACUGAGCUGCUUUCUGAGAACUUUCUACCAAAGUGUGAGCAGAUCAAGUUUUACACUAUGAGUGUUCUAAGGUCCGAGGACAACAGCACAGACGUUGAAGACCUUGUUUUCCUAUAUCGCCUUGUUCCUGGACACACUCUUCUUAGCUAUGGGCUUCAUUGUGCUCUCCUGGCUGGUCUUCCAAAAGAAGUAAUUAGAAGAGCUGCCCUGAUGCAAGAUGUUAUUGGGAAUAACCAGCCUGUUGAUCGACUGUGCAAUGAGAACAUAUCAGCACAAGAUCAGCAGUACAAGAAGGCGGUAGACAAGAUGCUGGCAUUUGAUUCCCUCAAUGGUGAGCUCAAAGCAUUCUUCAAAGACAUAUUUCCUUCAUAAUCCCAAUUUUCCUUUCAUCAUUAAUUAGAGUUACUUCUAGUUUGCAUGACUGGACUAGUAAAAAAUGUCUCCUUUUGAUGUGCCCUCUCGAAAGUUUAAGUAGAGAGACCAUGAAAAUUGAGGAAGCGUAAGUUGGCCUUCCAUCUACUGGUCAUUGCCCAUUCACGUUGCAAAAUUUUCGGUCCUACUAUGAACUUCCAGGGUAAAUGUAACUGGUAGUAUUUGCCCAAAUCUAGCCUUUUCGGAUCCUUCGGUUUA
Molecule: messenger RNA, 2823 nt
Organism: Syzygium oleosum
Lineage: Eukaryota; Viridiplantae; Streptophyta; Magnoliopsida; Myrtales; Myrtaceae
Product: DNA mismatch repair protein MSH5
Exons: 34
Coding region: 118-2565 (815 amino acids)
Biological process (GO): chiasma assembly; mismatch repair
Cellular component (GO): nucleus
Molecular function (GO): mismatched DNA binding; ATP binding; ATP-dependent DNA damage sensor activity
Source: RefSeq, a predicted model, not a curated record